Messenger RNA from Microplitis mediator, 926 nucleotides. RefSeq lists its product as uncharacterized. NCBI's taxonomy places the organism in Eukaryota, Metazoa, Arthropoda, Insecta, Hymenoptera, Braconidae. The transcript has 5 exons. Gene Ontology annotation, cellular component: DRM complex. Bases 122 to 874 code for a protein of 250 amino acids. The record is from RefSeq and is a predicted model, not a curated record. Gene Ontology annotation, biological process: regulation of DNA-templated transcription.
AUCCAAUGUAUUGUUGAUGUAAACAUUCAUAUUGAAAAAUAAUUUAUAAUACUUGUUUAUCAUUUAAAAAAAGGACUAGAAUAUAAUUGGUUUGAAACACAUUUAAAGUAUUUUUAAAAAAAUGGAGUUUCCUCCAAAAAAAACUAAAAAUAAAACAGUUUGUUGUGUGUACGGGUGUAAAAGUAAAGCUUGUCGAGAUGAUACAGUUCGAUUUUAUACCUUCCCUACAGCAAAUACCGAUUUUGUUAAAGUUAAGAAUGAAUUUGGGGAGGAAGAAUUAAUAGACAGAAGAGAAGCAUGGAUAAAAGUAUUAAAAAUGGGAAACUACAUAUCUAAUUCUAUGCGAGUGUGUUCUCGUCAUUUCACUAAAAGUGAUUACAUACCACAUUAUAAUAAUAAUAAAUCACGCUGUCAUUUAAAAAAAAUUAGUGUUCCUUCAUGCAAUCUUCCUGAAAGAUCAUCAUUAUUAUUAUUAAAUACCAAGCCAUCAGGUAAUAACUCCAAAGAAUCUGAUUCCUGCUUACAAAGACCACGAACUAACGAUGUUACUUGUCUUGACGAUAGUCUAAUGAGUUUAGAAAAACUUGACCGAGCAUCACCGGAGCUGUGGCCCGAGCAAACAAUUGAUCAAGUUCCAGGUGUUAAUGAAUUUAUUGCACAAAAUUUAUCAACAAGUGAGCAAUCGUCGUGGUCUGCAUCAGGAGUUAGUUCUGAAGAUAUGACUCAACUACAUCAAUUAGGUAAUUUACCAAUGACUAGUCUGAUAGCAGAAGUGAAAAAACUCCAUGACUUAGCUUAUCAACUUGGCCUCGAAGAAGCCAAAGAAAUGACGCGUGGAAAAUAUUUGAAUAUAUUUAAAAAUAAAGAAAAAUAACUUAAGAUUUAAUUAGAGUAAAACUAAAAUAUAAUGUAUUUUUAUAACUAAA